UGUGCUUCCCCCCAGCGGACAAUCUCCGCGUCGAAGAAGAGCGUUCGGCAGCCUUCGAAGAAAGGAACCGAGCUCGGGUCGCCGUCGGCCCCACGAAGAACGAGCCUAGGCGGCGAAAGAGCGCGCACAGAACCCGAGACGAUGGACGUGUUCCUGAUGGUGCGACGGAAAAAGACCACCGUCUUCCUGGACGCCAAGGAGACGACCUCGGUGCGCGAGCUGAAGAAGAUGAUCGCCGGGAUCACCAAGGUCGCGCCCGAGAACCAGGUGCUCUACAAAGACGACCAGUGCAUGGACGACAACAAGGUGCUCACCGAGUACGGGCUGAACAGCAGCACGGCCAAGGCCCAGGCGCCGGCCACCGUGGGGCUCGCCUUCCGAGACCCCGACACGGGAAAGUUCGAACCGCUCGAAGUGACGCCGCUCUCGAGCCCGCCCGAGCUGCCGGACGUCAUGAAACCGCCCGAGUCGCAGACCCACGAACAAACGGUGGCCUGAGAUACACACAGCUGCGUUCGUUACCGCCGCCACUUAUUUGCCCGAACAGCGCUCGCUGCUCACCCCGACGCCUAUCUUCUUUUUGUCUCUCCUCGACCACGGUUGAAGCUUUUCCUCGUUCCCUGGGCCACCUUCCGUGCCUCUUCGGGGACUCCGCUUUUGCCUUUGGUUCAGUGUGUGUUUCUCUCAGCGCCGGACUGUCAUCGAUUCGGAACAGAAAAUGGUGGGUCACUACUAACGAACUGCUGUGACGUGCGAGAUAAAAGUGUUUUAUUAUUAUUUUUUUAGUUUUCUUGUCAGCCUUCGAAGAAGCGAUUUGCCUGUUGUCCAACCUCGGCUGUCACGUGGUUGCUGUUGCUAGACCCCCCAACCCGCCUUGUCUCUCAACUGGACGCGCCGCGAAAGGACGGGGGAAAAGUUCGUUUUUUUUUAAGGCUUUUAUUUUUUUUCCCCCCUAGACCUAACCGUGACACUGCACGUUUUCUACCCACCAUGCCUCGUUUGCAGUUCAUUCUCUCGGGUUCAUCGCAGAACUUGCGUCAAGCGCGCGCCUCGGAAAAAUACAUUUUGUUUCACCAGUUGAGUGUGCUUAUGCCGAUGACUGCACAGUUCUUGUCGACGCACCUUCACACCGGAUAGCGGCACGCUCGUCUCGUUGUUGUUCGUAUUCGAGCUCUUUGCGACAGUUGCCCAGUUUGUUUUUUCUUUUGUUUUUGUUCUCACGAAGUCGGUGAAGCUGUCCGGUGUGUCACUAGUGCAGAAACACCUCCUCCCCCACCUGGGCUUGCGUGAAAUCUAAAUAUAAACCAUUCUUGGCACUGCUCGUGCUUGGCGAGACGAGGUGCAGCUUGUAGAUUUUUCGCUUCUCGAAACAUCCGUGUUUACGUAGAAUCUGCAAUAAUGACACACCAUUUCUCUUCUUUCACUUUGCAGCUUCUGCAGCGUGUUAGCAAACUUGCUUCAUUCUUACAGCAGUCGCUGGUUGUCUGUGUGGUACGAGGACCCCGCAGCAUAAGCCUCGACAGAGGCUUGCUUGGAAGAUGCAUUGUGAAACUGCGAUGCCGCAUCACUGUCGAGAUUGUGCUCUGUCCCGAUUCAAGCACAUUAUGACAGCGCCACGGGUCUCACUGGGCACUUGCUGAAAACCUCCCAUUCGUAACAAUGUCUAGCUUUUCACGUUAGCCUUAACGAUGCACUGUGCUGCACAAAUUAGUGGCAACCGCUUCGUGCAGAACAGUGCCGUGUGUGCAGUCGUCGUGACAGCUCCUGUGAAUUCCUUUCACUGAGGGCUCUGCUGGCCUUUAAGCACACCGGUGGAGAGGUAUUCUCAAUUGGUUGUUUGCAUAUGUAGCAACUACGCUGCUCAUCACGUUUAAUUUAUUUUAACAAAAAAAAAAAUUAGCUAGGAGCUUUUUGUAACACCGAGACAAUUGUGUGUGUGGAACGAAUGUGAAUACACGGUCGGGUGCAAUUUUCUUUGCUUUUAAAAGAAAUUUGUGGCCUACUAGGUGAGAUAUUGCUUUUGUUAUAUAUAAAAAAAAUAGUCAAGUAUUUAAUAGUGUCCAGGCACAUGCAUUGUUCCAAACGGUGAAAAAAAAAUUGUACUUAAGAAUUCACUGUGUAGCAGAUCCAUUUGGCGCAUUAAAGCAGUUUGUUUUAA
Molecule: messenger RNA, 2158 nt
Organism: Rhipicephalus sanguineus (brown dog tick)
Lineage: Eukaryota; Metazoa; Arthropoda; Arachnida; Ixodida; Ixodidae
Gene: EloB
Product: elongin-B-like
Exons: 1
Coding region: 142-498 (118 amino acids)
Biological process (GO): transcription elongation by RNA polymerase II
Cellular component (GO): VCB complex; elongin complex
Molecular function (GO): protein binding
Source: RefSeq, a predicted model, not a curated record